CAGAUUAUCAUGGUGGCACUUUCUGACUGUGGAAGCUGGGGAAGUUGUGAAAUGAACAACAUAGUAAAGUUUUAAUGACAGAAAUGGGUCGUUGAGAGCGGCAAUUUAAUAAGUUUGAAACUCUUCACAGAGAGUAUAUAAUACAGAAACGACAGGAAGAACAUGACAGCCAACGAGGAUCAAGAGAUGGAGCUGGAAGCUCUUCGCUCCAUCUAUGAGGGUGAUGAAUGUUUCAAGGAAGUCAGUCCAGUUUCCUUCCAAUUUAGGAUAGGAGAACUUGAGGACACCAAAGCAUUCAUCCUGGACUUCACAUGGCCAGAGACGUACCCAGAGACAGCGCCACAGAUCUCCCUCGAUGCCUUUUUCAACAACAGGAUCUCUGCAGAGACGAAGCAGCUGAUCCUGUCAAAGCUGGAGGAGCAGGUGGAAACUAACCUGGGUACUGCAAUGAUGUACACUCUGUUUGAGUGGGCAAAGGAGAACCAGGAGACUCUCAUGGAAAACCAUAAGCCUGUAGUGACUGCUGUGACGUUGACAUCGACCAGUGAGGUGACCACUCCCACGUCAACGGCAAAGAAGAAGGAGAAGAAGGAGCAGCUGACUAAAGCCCAGAAGAGGAGGAUAAUCAACAGAACAGAUAACAAGGGAGAACUACCAAGAGGAUGGAACUGGGUUGAUGUCAUCAAGCAUCUGAGUAAAACAGGAGGGAAGGACGACGACUAGACCUGGGAGCAAACGAUCUGCUUCAUGCAAAAGCUGCAGAAAAGUGUGAUCUUCCUGCAGCCCGCCGACGCUGCUGCUCCCGUCUAGAUGCCUCCACAUUCAACGUCAGCUUCAUGUUACGCUCAACAUGGCUGCUUCCACCCUGAGAACCAAAGCAGGCUGGGGUAAACGGUAAACACACUCUCCUAGCCAAACCGUGAUUUUGAGCUGGGAGCUAUAUUAGAAGCCCUCGCUGUGUUUUUUAUUGUUUGUGGUGUUUCGUGCGCCGCAACCAGCUGAAGGGGGAGCACACCAUCGGGUUUUUUUUGUCGGUUCAAUUAGCGCUCAAAUAUCCCGCUCCGUCAUCCAACAGGGUGAAGUGUGCUCGAGAUAGACUUACCCGCUGCCACUGCCAUGUUUUCAGUCUGUGAGGUUAGGCCCAGCUGCCAGGCACUGGAGCAAACAGCGUUGGAUUGUGCUUCUAAAUUGGAAGUGUUGACGCGUCAAGUAGCAUCCUGCUGUUACUUUAGGAUACCAUGUGACUUUGUGAAAGCAGAGAAAUUUUUAAUAACACACAAAAUGUUAUUUCUUUCAUCAUUUUCUUAUUUUGAUAAGUGUUCCUUUUCCCCCUAUCAAUUAAACAUUUUAUAUAUAAAUAAAAUGGUCCACUGGUUGUCUAAAAA
Molecule: messenger RNA, 1385 nt
Organism: Stegastes partitus (bicolor damselfish)
Lineage: Eukaryota; Metazoa; Chordata; Actinopteri; Pomacentridae
Gene: rwdd4
Product: RWD domain containing 4
Exons: 8
Coding region: 163-723 (186 amino acids)
Molecular function (GO): protein binding
Source: RefSeq, a predicted model, not a curated record